AUGUCCCUUGAGUCCGACUCAGCGGUCCCUUCCUCGAGCAGAGACUGGUACUUUCCCUCACCGCCCUUCAUCCACGCGGCAAAAUCCCGAAAAUACCACCGAAGAUUCUCCACAAACCCCAGACCAUCCCCCUCCGAUUCUCAGCUGCCAUUUGCCGCCGGCGUUUCGUCUCCCAAUCCGGCUACGCCGUUUCGUGCCGUUCCUCCGAGAACUUUCAGCCAUGAAAGGCCCCGCCGGAGAGUUGACUUCUCCCGCCGGCGAGAUAAGCCGCCGCGAACAGAUGUCAACCAGCCCGUUUCCGGCGUCCCCGACGGCCUCUCCAAUAAACGAUCGGAGGCGUCCGGCGACAAGUUCAUUAGGUUUGCCGGGCCCAGCUUCAAGCUUCGGUGGAAAAUGGCCUUUUCGGUAUCGAUUUUGAUGACAGUUUUCUCAUCAGUUGUGUACCAAAAUUUCUGUUUACAUAGCCAAGUGGAUGAGCUGCAGAAUUAUAUUUCCAAGCUUGAAUUUAGAUUACAAGCCUCCCAUUCGUCAGACUCUAUGGAGCUCAUCAGUUAUUCUGAGCCGGAGGGUGAUCUUCCCAACAGAAGCUUGAAACGAUUAGCUCUUAUGGUCUCCCUCAUACUUUUGUCAGUCCCUGUUGUAGUUUUCAAGUACAUUGACUACGUCUCGAGAUCACGAUCACCAGAGAACAUCUCUGAAGAAGAGUCUCUAAACAAGCAGCUAGCGUACCGUGUUGAUUUGUUUUUAUCAGUCCACCCGUAUUCUAAGCCAUUGGCCUUGUUGGUUGCAACACUAUUGCUUAUUUGUCUCGGGGGGUUAGCACUCUUUGGAGUGAAAGAUGAUAGCUUAGUGGAGUGUCUUUGGUUAUCGUGGACGUACGUAGCUGAUUCAGGCAACCAUACUGACUCUGAAAAAAUUGGCGAAAGGCUUGUUUCAGUUUCCAUUAGCUUUGGUGGGAUGCUGAUAUUUGCAAUGAUGCUUGGACUUGUCUCUGAUGCAAUUUCGGAGAAGUUUGACUCAUUGAGGAAGGGAAGAAGUGAGGUUGUGGAGCAAAACCAUACUUUAAUCCUUGGUUGGAGCGAUAAGUUGGGAUCACUGUUGAACCAGAUUGCGAUAGCCAAUGAGAGUUUGGGUGGAGGGAUUGUUGUAGUUAUGGCUGAGCGAGACAAAGAGGAAAUGGAACUUGACAUUGGCAAAAUGGAGUUUGAUUUCAAGGGAACAUCUAUAAUAUGCAGAAGUGGGAGCCCUCUUAUUCUUGCUGACCUGAAAAAGGUAUCUGUCUCGAAGGCACGUGCAAUAAUUGUCCUUGCUGAAGAUGGAAAUGCUGAUCAGAGUGAUGCCCGUGCAUUGAGAACUGUUUUAAGCCUGACUGGAGUGAAAGAGGGGCUGAGAGGACAUAUUGUUGUUGAACUAAGUGAUCUUGACAAUGAGGUUCUUGUUAAACUUGUUGGUGGAGAUCUUGUUGAAACUGUUGUGGCUCAUGAUGUAAUUGGUCGUCUGAUGAUUCAAUGUGCUAGGCAGCCUGGACUUGCACAGAUUUGGGAAGAUAUCCUUGGGUUUGAAAAUUGUGAGUUCUAUAUCAAAAGAUGGCCACAGUUGGAUGGCAUGCAUUUUGAGGAUGUUCUGAUCAGUUUUCCUGAUGCUAUUCCUUGUGGAGUCAAGGUUGCAUCAUUGGGUGGUAGAAUUAUUUUGAACCCGGAUGACUCUUAUGUUCUACAAGAAGGCGAUGAAGUACUUGUCAUAGCAGAGGACGACGAUACCUAUGCUCCUGCAGAAUUGCCUAUGGUCAAAGAGGCAUCUUUCAUUCAAAUUUCCCGAACAGCAAGAAAGCCACAGAAGAUUCUACUUUGUGGAUGGAGGAGGGACAUAGAUGAUAUGCUUGUGGUGUUGGAUGCCUUUCUAGCCCCUGGUUCCGAGCUCUGGAUGUUCAAUGAGGUUGCAGAGAAGGAGAGGAAAAAGAAGCUCAUUGAUGGCGGUCUUGAAAUCAAUCGUUUAGUUAAUAUAUCUUUAGUUGACCGUGAAGGAAAUGCUGUCAUACGGCGUCAUUUAGAAAGCCUUCCUUUGCAAUCUUUUGAUUCGAUCUUAAUUUUGGCUGAUGAGUCUGUGGAAGACUCAGCAAUUCAAGCUGAUUCAAGAUCUCUUGCCACUUUGCUUUUGAUUCGCGAUAUUCAGGCCAAGCGUCUCCCUAUGGUAACACAUGUUGAAAGAGGAAGCUUCUCACAAAGUUCAUGGAUAGGGGAAAUGCAACAAGCUUCUGAUAAGUCGGUUAUAAUUAGUGAAAUCCUGGACCCAAGGACCAAAAAUCUAUUAUCCAUGUCAAAGAUCAGUGACUAUGUGCUAUCGAAUGAGCUUGUCAGCAUGGCCCUCGCUAUGGUAGCAGAGGAUCGGCAGAUAAAUGAUGUGUUGGAAGAGUUGUUUGCGGAGGAGGGAAACGAAUUGCAAAUAAGGCAAGGAGAUCUUUAUCUCCAUGAAGAUGAGGAGUUGAGCUUCUAUGAAGUACUGUUGCGUGCACGACAAAGGCGAGAGGUCAUGAUUGGUUAUCGUUUAGCUGAUGCUGAGAGAGCUGUCAUCAACCCUCCUGCUAAAACUGAGAGACGAAGGUGGUCAGUGAAGGAUGUAUUUGUGGUGAUUGCAGAGAAGGAAUGAUUCUGAAAUCAACAGUGAAGGAACUAUUAGAAAUUCUAUAGUACGGGAUGGUCAUUCUUGGAAGAAAGUCCCUGGCUUGAAACUAAGAAAAAGUUGACAAUCGAUGUUCUUUUCCAAAACUCAACUUCAAAAUAGCAGACCAAGCAUGGUAUCUGGGCAGAUUUCGGUUGUCGCUCGGCUGUAUUCUGUUAUCAACAGUGGAUGUUUGCUUUACACAUACAUGAGUCAAAGCUAUGGGAUGUGGCCAUUGAGAGCGAUCAAGUUGGUGCAAGUCACAUUGUUUGUUUUCCUCUACUCAAUCAUGUAGCUAGGCUUCCAUAUCUGAAGCUAUAUUUGUUUCAAUUUAGCCAUCUAAGGUUAGGAGUAUACUUGUACACACAUUUCCAAUAUCAAGUAUGUUUCAG
Messenger RNA from Fragaria vesca subsp. vesca, 3050 nucleotides. Its product is annotated as ion channel CASTOR-like. The transcript is spliced from 12 exons. Bases 1 to 2646 code for a protein of 881 amino acids. The record is from RefSeq and is a predicted model, not a curated record. NCBI's taxonomy places the organism in Eukaryota, Viridiplantae, Streptophyta, Magnoliopsida, Rosales, Rosaceae. Gene Ontology annotation, biological process: monoatomic ion transport.